AUGAAAGAAAAAGGUGGUCUGCCAGACCUGUCAGUCAAUUUGCCAAAUUCUAGAUUUCCUAAAUACCCGCAAUCUCGAAAAGGGAACUUAAGCCAGAAUUCCAAUCCUGGUGAUGAUGAUAUUGGUAUAAUUAAGAAAAACGCAAUAGGCAUUGCCUUAGUACAAAACUUACCAAUAGCCAUAAUAUUUUUACCAGCAACCGACAUAGCAAAAUUUGUUGAAGGAAAUGCAGACUUGGGCAUAACAGGUCAAGAUAUGGUUGCAGAGUCAUUAAUGUCUGAAAAAGUUGAAGAAAUAAUUGAAUUGGAAUUUGGCAAAUGUAAGCUUCAAACACAAGCACCCGUCAGAAAUCAAAUCAAAGAUGUUAAAGAGUUGAGGAAAGAACUGCUGGAAAAAAAACUAAAAUUGAGUACAUUAGUGGCUUCUUGUGUUCUUGGUUUGGCUGGUGCAAUUGGUACUAUGAAAUUAAAAGCAAUCCUAAUCAAGAACAAACGUCCAAAAAAUCCAUCAUUGAUCACAUCAUGUGUAAAAGGUGUUGUUGCAGCAAAAAAAUAUGUAUUGGUGGAUUAUUAUAAUAUUGAACGAAUAAAUCUGAAACAAGCUGCAAAAAUUACACCAGGUAGACAAGCUCUGAUGAUAAGUCUGUUAGAGGAUGUUAAUUGGAUUGAGGUACAAAGUAUGGUUUGUAGAGAAGAGGUUGCAAAUGUUAUGGAUAAAUUGGAAGAAAUUGGUGCUACAGAUAUCUUGGUUUUCAAUUUUGAUAAUUGUAGAGUCUAA
Entrophospora candida is the source of this 777-nucleotide messenger RNA. The record is from the annotation of a GenBank genome assembly. Lineage: Eukaryota; Fungi; Glomeromycota; Glomeromycetes; Entrophosporales; Entrophosporaceae.